CUUUGAAAUCAUUGCUGGAGUCAGGUAACUUCGGAUGCCUGCAUAUUUGAGUCUGCAGGCAAUUCCAGCUCAGCAGGACUGUGGCAGUUUCCUGUUUCUUUAAGAGAAGACUCUAAUUGCCCCACAUGACAGGGUUUGAAACUAUGCAAUCUUCAAGUUACAGUGUUACUUUCACUUUCCAACUCGGCAAAUGCUGCAAGCUUAAAGCACAUUUUAUCAGUUUGGAACAAAAACCUAUUUCUUAAACAACAAAAAGAAGUAUGGAAAAGCAGUGAGAAAAUGCUCCAGCUUUUUUAUAGCCAGAAUUAGCUGAGCAUCUUGAUAAACUGGAAUAGUCAAUUAACAUGUAAUUAUCUCAACAAAAGGAAUAAGGUCAGACCACACUCUGAAGAUUUAAAAUGUCUAGGAAGAACCAACCAGAUCAAGUUACAGUGACGAUGAAGGUUCUCUCAUCCUGUCCUAGCUCCAUAGGCAGCUCUUCUCUGCCCGGUUUGAUCAUUUUCUUCAUUACUUUUCAUAUUCACAAGCUGGAAUCAGCCCAGUUCAAAGUGAAUGGUCCUGGUCACCCUAUAACUGCCAUUGUGGGUGAGGCCGUUGUGUUACCCUGUUGCCUGUCCCCCAGGAUGAGCGCUGAGAACAUGGAGGUGAGAUGGUUCCGAUCUGAGUUCUCUUCAGUUGUUCACCACUAUCGUGAGUUCAAGGAUCAGUAUGGGCAGCAGAUGGCAGAAUACCAUGGAAGGACAGAGUUAUUGAAAGAUGGCAUCCUGGAUGGGAAUGUUUCCUUGCAGAUUCUUAAUAUCAGAAGCUCUGAUGAAGGACAAUACAACUGCUUUGUUCAAGAUGGUCUUUUUUAUGAAGAAGCUUUGUUGGAACUGAAGGUUGCAGGUUUAGGCUCCAAUCCUCUUAUCUCUGUGGAUAGUUACCAGGACGGAGGGAUCCGGGUGCUUUGCCAAUCAACUGGGUGGUAUCCAGAGCCAGAGGUACUGUGGAGAGAUCUCAAUGGGCAAGAAUUAUCAUCGCUCUCUGAAGCAAAAUCCCUGGGGGAUAAUGUCCUGUUUGAAACAGAAAAUUCUGUUGUUAAAAGACAUUCAAACCAAAACUUGUCCUGUUGGAUCAGGAACACCUUUCUCAAUCAAGAAAAGGAAUCAACAAUUUAUAUAGCAGAUCACUUUUUCCCAAGACUGAAUCCCUGGAUGGUGGCUCUGUGUGUGAUCCUGGUGGGUUUGUUUGGUGUCAGUGGCCUCACUGUUAAAUAUUUAUUGAAAAUAAAAGGAGAACGGGAUAGAGAAAUUGGGGAACGUGAUCAAACAAUUCGUAAGUGUCAUACUCUUUCCUCCGACAAGGAAAAGGUUGUACAAAUUUGUCUCCUCAUAAGACUGCGGUUUAUUUACUUUCUUGGGUGGGAUUUUAUUAACCAGCAAAAGAUUAAAACCCUGAUGCUGCACCAUUCCUUUAAAUCUACAUUAGCUAAAAAAUAUUUUUCAAUAACUUGUAUGUACUUCUGUUUGCUUCAUUUUAUUUCCUUAGAGAAACAUCUUAGUAAAAUCGAGAAACAAGGUGCAGUAAUUAGUGACCUUCAAAGAGAACUUGACUGGAGAAGGAUCAUAGUCUGUCCAGGUCUGGGAAGAACCACGCCACCUGUAGAAGAAGCAAAUGUGAUUCUGGACCCAGACACGGCUCAUCCUCAGCUCUUCCUGUCUGAGGAUCGGAAACAUGUGAAAUGGGAAGACGCACGGCAGGAGCUGCCUGACAGUCUUGAGGAAUUUGAACCUGAUCCCUCAGUGCUGGGCUGCGAGGAAUUCACCUCAGGGAGACAUUGCUGGGAGGUGGAGGUGGAGAAGGGAGGAUCCUGGGCUGUGGGGGUGGCCAGGAAAUCUGGGAGCAGAAAGGGAGGGAUCAGCCUUAACCCUGAGGGUGGGAUCUGGGCUGUGCAGCGGUGCUGGUGGGGUCAGUUCCAGGCUCUCACCUCCCCUGCUGUGACCCCUCUGCCCCUGACCUGGGGCCCCAGCAGGAUCCGGGUUUGUCUGGACUGCGAAUGGGGGCAGGUGACAUUUUUUGAUGCUGGUAAUGAGGCCCCAGUCUUUACUUUCCCGCCAGCCUCUGUCACUGGGGAGAGAUUUCAACCCUGGCUUUGUGUGGGGGACUCAGAAACCCAGCUCAGAUUGUAUCCCUGAGACAUGGCGAGGGCUGGGGGGGGACAUAUCCAGUGGUGAGCUGGAGCCGGUUCCCACAGCUCCAAGAACCAGUUGCUAAAAUAAGACCUCUGUGGAGAACCGAUUGUUAAAGGGCCAGGGAAUGGGCAAAGAAAUCCAGUCCACGGGCCAGA
Molecule: messenger RNA, 2326 nt
Organism: Chelonoidis abingdonii (Abingdon island giant tortoise)
Lineage: Eukaryota; Metazoa; Chordata; Testudines; Testudinidae
Source: RefSeq, a predicted model, not a curated record